This is a messenger RNA of Triplophysa dalaica, 3593 nucleotides long. It is a transcript of the gene slco1c1, whose product is annotated as solute carrier organic anion transporter family, member 1C1. The transcript is spliced from 15 exons. Gene Ontology annotation, molecular function: protein binding. Gene Ontology annotation, cellular component: membrane. NCBI's taxonomy places the organism in Eukaryota, Metazoa, Chordata, Actinopteri, Cypriniformes, Nemacheilidae. The coding region runs from base 442 to 2529 and encodes 695 amino acids. Gene Ontology annotation, biological process: transmembrane transport; sodium-independent organic anion transport. The record is from RefSeq and is a predicted model, not a curated record.
CGCGCUCAUCACGUGCUUCAGCUCAAUCCAUCCAGCAGCUUCGAGCAGAAGAAACUGUUUCACCUCUCAUGAAAGGCUCGUGAAAACCUACAAGAUUGACGUCAAAAAGAUUAAAGUAUCCGGAAACAUCGAGCCGAAGGUGAAAAAACCCGAAAACGAGUGGGAGUGCUGGAAAACACAUCGGGACCAAGUGCCUUUCCUUCUCUCCAGCGAGCCGUGGGAAGUUUGUUUCCCCUGGAAACCUGACACAUAUGAUCUGCUCCAUGCACACUCACACUGGACCACUGAAGAUACUUACAUAUCCAUAGAUUGUAUAACAUACAGAAGAGGGUGACGAACAGCUGUGGAUCGUCUAUUCCGAAGGUUUGGUUUGCAUGUAUAAAUGGAAAGAAAUAACAUCAGAUAGACGUCGCCUCAGGGAAAAAAUAUUUUUUCUGGAGGAUGGACCUGCCAAACAAGGAGAGACCGUCAACGGCGAACAGCCCGAAAUCGAGGGGUGGGAGUCAAUGUUGCUCCAGUCUCAAGAUGUUCCUCGUGGCCUUGUCUUUCGCCUAUUUCGCCAAGUCAUUAUCUGGGAGCUAUAUGAAAAGCACAAUAACUCAGCUGGAAAGACGCUUCGACAUCCCCAGUUACUUAAUAGGUGUCAUUGAUGGCAGCUUUGAAAUAGGUAACUUGUUGGUGAUCGCCUUUGUGAGUUACUUCGGUGCCAAACUUCACCGUCCGAAGAUCAUAGCCAUCGGCUGCCUGGUGAUGUCAAUAGGGACUUUUCUUAUUGCCUUGCCCCAUUUCAUUAUCGGACGAUACAAGUUUGAAACAUCGAUUAGAUCAUCGGGGAACUCCAGCAGUCAUCUGUCUCCAUGUCCAGCGAUGUCUGCCAGCGUUCUGUCCACAGGUCCCAGCACAUCUUCAAUACCCAGCCCAGGUUGUGAACAGGAGUCCAGGUUGUCUAUGUGGAUUUAUGUUUUUCUGGGGAAUAUCUUACGUGGAAUUGGUGAGACCCCCGUGCAACCUCUGGGAAUUUCCUACAUAGACGACCACGCUUUGGAGGAAAACGCAGCUUUCUACAUCGGUUGUGUCCAGACGAUAUCGGUCAUUGGUCCAGUGUUUGGGUACCUGCUGGGGUCUGUCUGUGCCAAGAUUUAUGUGGACAUUGGAUUUGUCAACAUGGAGAGCAUCAGCAUCACUCCAGGAGAUGCACGCUGGGUGGGCGCCUGGUGGCUCGGGUACCUCAUUGCAGGACUCAUCACGCUCUUCUCAGCCGUGCCGUUCUGGUUCCUGCCCAAGUCUUUACCCCUGCCGGAGAGACGGCUUGCCAAGUAUUCUCCUGAGGGGACCAGUUUCAUUAAAGACAAGCCUCUACUGGAGCACAAAUAUCAGGCAGAUGAGCCCACAAACCUCCUGGAAAUGGCCAAAGACUUCCUGCCAACGCUGAGAUCCCUGUUGGGAAACCCGGUUUAUUUUUUAUAUCUGUGUGUCACUAUCAUUCAAUUCAACUCUUUGAUCGGCAUGGUGACGUACAAACCAAAAUACAUCGAGCAGCACUACGGACAGUCUGCGUUUAAAGCCAACUUUCUCAUGGGAGUGAUUAACAUCCCAGCUGUAGCUUUGGGAAUGUUUUCAGGAGGGUUGAUCAUGAAGAAGUUCAAGCUGAGCAUCAUGGGAGCGGCCAGGUUUGCUCUGGGAACGUCUCUCCUGGGAUAUUUUCUAUCUCUUUUCUUUUUCACCAUGGGAUGUGAGAAUGCCGACGUGGCCGGAAUCACUGUCUCAUACAAUGGGACGGGCCGUCUUUACAAAGAGGACGCAUCUCUGUUUUCCAGCUGCAACGCUGUCUGUCAGUGUCCUGAAACACACUGGGACCCCGUGUGCGGUGAGAACGGCCUCACGUACGUCUCGCCCUGCUUGGCUGGAUGCCAGACAACCCACGGCUCUGGCAUUAAAACCGUGUUCCAGCAGUGCAGUUGUGUAGCGGGUGGAAAUCAAACAGCCAGCGCUGGUCAGUGUAACAACAGAGACAGCUGUCAGCGAGUUUUCCCAUACUUUCUGGCUCUGUCCGUCAUCACUUCCUUUAUCAUCUCAUUGGGCGGAACACCGGGAUACAUGGUGCUCAUCAGAUGCAUCAAGCCCCAGCUGAAGUCUUUAGCUUUGGGAUUUCACACAUUGGCAACAAGAACUCUGGCUGGAAUUCCAGCUCCUAUAUACUUCGGAGCCAUUAUAGACACCACCUGUCUGAAAUGGGGUCACAAGAAAUGUGGUGGCAGAGGAGCCUGUCGAAUCUACAACACCACGGCCUACAGGAUAGCAUAUCUGGGCCUGACGCUGGGGUUACGGACGGCAUCUUUCUUCCUCUGUGUGUUGGGUCUGGUGGUAUUAAAACGGCACAUUCAGAAACAAGAACGCAGCACGCUGGCUAACGGAGGCACAGGUGCCGCAGCCUCCGAACUGCAGGCUCUUCGAAAGGGCGAAAACAACGGCGCAAACUCAGAGCCGCAAACCUCAGACUACGACCCAGAACGUGAAACACGUCUGUGACACACACCAUAUGCACACACGGAGCAACAGGGUCGCCAUCCAGCAUCUGUUUGAUCGGUUACCUUCAUCUUUCUAAUGGAGCCAUGUAAAUGAUGUGAAAUCUGUCGUUUUGAUAUAGUCUAAACAUUUCUUGAAUGUACACACAGUCUUUCAAAAGAGAAAAAAGAAUGUCUUAACCUACCUGUUUCAGAACAAAAGACGUAUCUUCACUACAGACGCUCACCAGCGCUGGAUUACAGAGACUGUAGUGCACAGGCCCUGAGGAUCACUCAUAUCUAAACCUAACUUUCUCUAAUGCCAUACACAGAUCGAUGCCUGAAGCUGUUGACCAAGACACUGUGUUUCUGUAAGCUAUGCCUUGCCGACAGGUUGACUACAUUGGGAAAAUCCAGGAGGCUCAUUUGCAUCUUAUUUUUUUUCUUAUGUCUGAAGCAUUGUUAGGAAAUGUGCCGACCAGCCGCUCACCAUCGUGCUUUUCCAUAUCACGGUUGUUCCUCCCACUUUAAGGAAAGUGUGAGUGACGGUUGACCAGGCUCACGAUCAGGUGUGUGUCAUCAUGCGUGUAUAGGUAAUCUUCUUCAUGAUGGAUGUUGUGUUAUGUGUGUAUAUCACUGUGAGACGUGUCAUGUGUGUGUGUGCGUGCAUUAGAACGGGUGCAUUCCUGUGCCAAAAAAAGUGCAAGAAAAGUCGACACGGUCUAUUCUCAGGUCGUUCAUUCAAUUGUUCCUCAACUUUGCAAAUGAUUAUUCUUUUAUACAUUUGUAUAAAUUGUUGUCUUCGAAAACGUUCCUUUUUCUUUGACACUACAGGUCGGUGUUGUGCAGAGAAAUGCACCCCUGCCAGAUUAUGCAUCCCCCUUUCCCACAAUGGUUAGGUUUAGGUUUGGGGAGGGGUUAGAAUUAGCCAAUUGGACAGCGUGUUUUUGAAGGGGGUGCAUUUUUCGGCACAACAUCGGCCGUUGGAACACUUGUUCGUUAACCAAGGAAAGAGUUUUUUUGUGACUGAGAAAAAGUGGCAUUUAUUACUUGCUUUUAAGUUAGUCAGUACAUUUAUUUUCUGCUGAU